Lotus japonicus is the source of this 648-nucleotide messenger RNA. Its product is annotated as F-box protein CPR1-like. Bases 1 to 648 code for a protein of 215 amino acids. The record is from RefSeq and is a predicted model, not a curated record. The transcript has a single exon. Lineage: Eukaryota; Viridiplantae; Streptophyta; Magnoliopsida; Fabales; Fabaceae.
AUGGCAAUGUAUGGUUUCGGUUAUGAUCAAGUUAACAACAAGUACAAAGUGCUAAUUACUUAUGAUUUUAUCACCAAACUCCAUACCUUUGGUACUAAAUCUUGGACAACAAUUCAGACUUUCCCGCCUUGUGAACCACCGCUGCAUUGGUGGGAUAGAGUAGGAAAAUUUGUGAGUAGUGGUAGUGGUACUCUUAAUUGGUUGGUUGGAGAAAGAGAUCGUAUUAUUUCCUUUGAUCUGGAGAAGGAGACUUAUGGUGAAGUAUUGCUACCUCUUGCUCACCAUGUGGAUCGUGACCUCCCCAACAAUAUUGAAGUCUUGAACAAUUGUCUUUGUUUGUGUUACUUAAAUGAUAUGCAUUGUGUUCUGUGGUUGAUGAAUAUGUAUGGCAUUCAAGAGUCUUGGACUAAAUUGAUUUUGAUCCCUCGUUGCAAGAUUCCAGGGCCCAUUGGUGUUUUUCUUCACAUUCGCCCCUUGUGCAUUUCAGAAAAUGGCUUAGUUUUGAUGGAGGUGGAUUAUGAUCGUCUCUACUUACAAUUAGUCACGUAUAACGCAUUGAAUGGCAAGUUGGAUUAUCCUAAGAUCAUGAGGCCGGGUAGUUGGCAUUAUAUGCAUAUUUACCAUGAGAGUUCAGUUUCACCAUUGUAG